AUGUCUGCGUACUCAUUGGCAGCUGGCCUCAUGCGAACACUUCCGGAACAUUUUAUGCAUUAUGAUGAAGACUUCGCUGAUAGUUAUGAUGUGAUCAUCAAAUUUCGCUCGGCAAAGAAGUUGCCGAAAAUGGAUAUGAUUGGCUAUGAUGAUCCAUAUUUUGUCGCCAAACUUAAUCACCGUAUGUCAUAUACAUCAGCAAUUUCACCAAACACUUCUGAACCCAUAUGGGAAAAUGAAGAAUGGAUUAUUCGGAAUAUCCCUCGGAACUCGAGCUUGACAAUUAAACUCUACAAUAAAGAUGAGAAGAAACUUGUUGACGGUUACAUCGGCCGAUUUGUUAUCCCCGAUAUUGUUCAGUACCAACCUCCUCAAAACGGUCACCAAAUUCUAGGUGCUCUCGGACAGCCCAGUGGGCGUUUCUUUCUAUCUAUUCAAUCGAUGGCGUCCUCAGAUGAAACAAAACGCCUGCCUCGUUACACUUUCGACGGGCCCUGCCGCUACUUCCGUCACGAUUCAUUUGCUGUCGGGCGACUUACAAUGCUCGACGCAGACUGUGUUUAUUCAACGUGGAAAAUACCUUUGGGGCGCAUUUCCGUUUUCUUUCCACCCUAUCAACGACAACAUUGGAAUACGCAAUACAAAGCAGCUCAGUUUAUCUUCAAUAGAUCUCCUUCGUCUGUUCUCUCCAAAAGCAGCAUCAAAUUCACACACAAAGCACUCUAUACGCGAACUGUCGAACACAGUGAAAACGGUAGGUUGAAUAGUGCUGAUGAUCUCUGGAAGCACGUCUUCGCGCACAAAACAACGAAACAAAUCAAACCAUGCAUUUACACCUAUAUCAUCGACAACUAUACGUGGAGAUUCAGUGAAACCGGUCGUCAAUUCUUCGCUGAUUUUGCAAGUAAACACGCGUUGCUAGCAAAUGGUAGUGAGUAUGUUCGGUAUGCAGGUGAAUUUCAUGUACGGCCAAGGAAAGGUUGGAAAAAUUGGGAUCCCUCUGAUGCGACUAACGAGAACUGGGAGAUUGUGUUUGAUAACGGAUCGGGAACAUAUGCGCCAAGCAGUGAUUUGUUGAAGAAUCUCAAAGAAUUAUUCUUAUUCAAUUUUCCUGGCUUGCAUGUAGCCACAUAUGACUUCAAAGAUCCUAGACUAAAAGAAAGCAUUGAGCAGUUGAAGUUAGAAAUGGAAAAAUAUAAAUUAAUCACCAAGAACAUUGGUCAACUUGUCAAUCAAUUUCGACCUACUGUUGCCGAUAAUCAACGUAAUAAGAAUUUAAAUAAAACAAUCUGA
Adineta ricciae is the source of this 1293-nucleotide messenger RNA. Lineage: Eukaryota; Metazoa; Rotifera; Eurotatoria; Adinetida; Adinetidae. The record is from the annotation of a GenBank genome assembly.